AUACAUGAGAAAUGCAGAAGAGGCUCUCUGUGACGAAAGUGCGAGGACGAAUCACGAGGUGCGUUCGCGCUGUGUGUGUUUGAACAUUGGCGCGAUCUGACUUCACGUCCUCUGUGAAAUACUCGAAUCCAACCAAUAAAUAAGUCCAAGAGACAGAAAUGAAUCACUGUGAGCUUGAAGAAGUGACCAACCACAUCGACAAAAAGAUUUCCAUGAUUAAACGACUCCUGGAGCUCCGAGCUGUUGCAAAAGAUCCAGACAAACGGGGGACUCUUCUCAAAAUCGAGCAAGAAGUCUCUGCUAUCAAUGAGCUUCUGGAUCGCUUUGAGAGAUAUGUGGGCGAGCAGAGAGGCUUGCUGAAGCAUUUGAAGGAUCUAGAAGGUUUUUUCCAGGAGGACGAACAGGAUGCCCUUCACCUCAAGAGCAACAUCCCUCCACACAUGCCCAAAAGAGGCCAGCAAGCAUCUCUGCAAGGAGGAGGACAGGUGGCAGUUCAGAGCAGGCAGACAGAUGCACCACCCGCCCCUCAGGAACAGGGUCCACCCAGGAAACCUCAGCGCAACCAGAUCAAAGAGAUGGAGUUCAUUACCAUCCCAGAGUUUGACAGCAUACCACCGUACAUGAAAGGCCGUGUGACGUACGAUCAGCUGAACGCAGCGGUGCAAAGCAUAAACACAGCUGUGUCGUCAAAAUAUAAGAUCCUCCAUCAGCCAGUCAAAACCCUGAACAAUGUGUCCCGCAUGCUCCACCAGCGCUUUAAAGACCAAGAAACAAAGGACACCAAGGGUCAGUUUUUCAUCGUGGAGCAAGAUAUCAGAGAGUUUGCCCAGCUGAAAGUGGACAAACGGUUUGUGGGCAUGUUGAACAUGCUGCGGCACUGCCAACGUCUGAAGGAAGUCCGAGGCGGCGGUCUCACACGCUUCAUCCUGCUCUAAGACUCAUAGACGCCCACUUCUCCAUCACAUUGCUGAAAGAUACUAAAAGAUAUUUUUGUUUGAGAGCCGUUUGCCGGGGAAUGAUCUUCAGUGUCGAUUUGAUUAAAAAUAGAAAUGAUGUCUAAUCAUCUUGAUUUGCAUCUGCUCAAUCUGAGGCCUAAAACCUGGCAGAGGACUGGAUUUAUGGCUAAACAUAAAUUACAGUCAAACAUCAAAUGCUGAAAGCUUUGUGUGAUUGAAAGAUGUUGCUAAUAAAUUAUAUAAUGAUUUCAGAACUGACAUUUUGUGUCAACUUUGUGUAAUUUAUUCUAGAACAAAAACUCAAUAUUUUUCUUCAAUUAAUGUCAGCAAAAGAUUUAAUUUGCUCAUAAAUCCAGAAGUGUUGUUCUAAGAACCCAUUAGAAAUUCCCACGGGCAUCCCAUGGUGGAUUAUCAUUCCGGGUCGGACUACACAUUGACAUUGUGAAUUAACAGUUGGGUCGCUUUAUCUGAUGAUGUAAUUAUAAUUUGAUUGCUGUAUUGUUUAUAUUGGUGAGAAAGUGGUAAAGUAUUGGAGCUUAAAUAAAAUUGCAGUUUUUGUAACCUCA
Carassius carassius (crucian carp) is the source of this 1522-nucleotide messenger RNA. Its product is annotated as spindle and kinetochore-associated protein 1. Lineage: Eukaryota; Metazoa; Chordata; Actinopteri; Cypriniformes; Cyprinidae. Gene Ontology annotation, cellular component: spindle microtubule; outer kinetochore; mitotic spindle. The record is from RefSeq and is a predicted model, not a curated record. The transcript is spliced from 7 exons. Gene Ontology annotation, molecular function: microtubule binding. Bases 159 to 935 code for a protein of 258 amino acids. Gene Ontology annotation, biological process: cell division; chromosome segregation; mitotic cell cycle.